AUGACUGUUUCUGUGUGGGUGUGGCUACGUGGGGAAUUUCUUCUAGAGUCGUUUCUACCUCUGGAUUUCUCGACAACAGCGUCGCCAUCGUCGGCUUCACCACGCAACGAGGAUUCCCCAGGUCCAUCGACCGCGAUCGAUGGUGCGCAUGCGCUUAUCGAUGAGUGUCAGGCGAGGAACUGGGAUCGUCUAAGUGUGCUGGAAUGGUCCAAUAUUGUCGACGAGAUAGGGCUGGACAACACGCUCAGCGAAGCGGUUUACCGGAACGCUUCUGGCGACGAAGCUAAUGCUACACUUUCCUGCCUCUCUCUACAUAUGCUCCUCGUUGGCCUCGAAUACUUCUCCUAUGAAGCCGAUGAAGCGAUUGCAAUCCGAGGAGAUGUGGUAACAGCGAUGGUACAUCAACAGAUGGGUGAGUUUCCUGGAUUUCUUCCAAGUCCUGGACAUAAAUUAGACCAACUUUUAGAUGAAUUCAUUGGAGUGCUUUGCCGCUGCGCUCUCGGUUGUUCCCGAACGGCUUUGAAAAACGAUCGUCUUCGCUUCUCUAAUCAACAGCUGAAGAAGCUUACCAACUCAAUAGACCUGCUCUUCGAAGGGAUGAUGGAGGACGACGAGGCGGAUGAGCAUCACGAUGAGAUCGUGAAAGCAUCAGAUAUCAUCCAGAAGCUUUGGCUCGAAGACAAUGAGGUGAGUACUCAGAAAAACUAA
Molecule: messenger RNA, 708 nt
Organism: Ostertagia ostertagi
Lineage: Eukaryota; Metazoa; Nematoda; Chromadorea; Rhabditida; Trichostrongylidae
Source: the annotation of a GenBank genome assembly